GCAGCUCCUUUAUCCAGCGUUGCCAGAAACUUAUGCGAAACCACGCGAAAUUCCACAAAACAAGUAAACAUGCCACUGGAGCCCCAGCGGUAUAAAUACUAUAAAACACAAUUGGGCGAUUCAUUGCAGAGCGCCACAGCUCUCAUUCGUCAUUAUUACACCACAUUGGGCUCCCAAACAUCACAGCUAAUCGUCCAAGCAAAUCGCAUUUGGGAACUGAGUCAACGGCACCGUUUGCUUGCUGGCAUAAAGGAGGCUGCUGCCGCCACCCUGCUCUCAGCUUGCCAUGACGCCUACCAGCCCAUCUACCACAGCAUAAAGCAGCUACAGGAAGCAGUUUUUGAGAUCUCUAUUCAUGUGACAGACUUCGAACGUGAAUACCAAGCUCUGCAAUCUGAGCUCGGCCAGGUGGACGAGCUGCGCUGUUGUUCACUAGCCAAAUGCAACGCUUGGUUAGCACAAACAUUGAGAGUAUUACAAACGCAGGUCAAGUUCUUGGAGUUGGAUUCACGUGCCCUACUGCCUGGGCUCGUCGAUAGCACAGCAGUCAAACAGUUUCAACGCGAUCUUGAGGUGACUGCACACUACAAAGCUAGUAUUUACUUGGGGUUGGCUGAAGCCGAUCGACGUUCUGAGCUUUUGCCUCCGAUUAAUUGAAGGACGACUAACCGGCACUACACAAUUUAUUUAAACAAAAUAA
Drosophila navojoa is the source of this 700-nucleotide messenger RNA. RefSeq lists its product as uncharacterized. NCBI's taxonomy places the organism in Eukaryota, Metazoa, Arthropoda, Insecta, Diptera, Drosophilidae. The record is from RefSeq and is a predicted model, not a curated record.